Molecule: messenger RNA, 2072 nt
Organism: Lucilia sericata (common green bottle fly)
Lineage: Eukaryota; Metazoa; Arthropoda; Insecta; Diptera; Calliphoridae
Exons: 3
Coding region: 604-1038 (144 amino acids)
Molecular function (GO): carbohydrate binding; galactoside binding
Source: RefSeq, a predicted model, not a curated record
GAAUACCACCAAGAUAAACGUUGGAGUGCGGACAAAAAUUUAAAAGAAUUUAAGAAAAUAUUUAAAAUUAUUUCAAAUAAAAAAUUAAAUAUAUAAUCAUAGAUAAAAAUUACAUUUUUUUCUAAUUAAAUUAAAAGAAUUUUAAAAAUAAAUACAAAAUACAUUAAUUUUAAUAAAAAUAAAUGAAAAUCAUUAAAAUAUUAUUCCAAUAAACAUAGAAAAACGCGAUUUCUGGUAACUACUUGACAACGAAUAAUAGAAAAAUUGUCAUAACAAAAUAAAAAUAAAUAAAGUCUCUCAAAAAAUAAACAACAAAUUAAUACAUAAUAUUACUGCAUUGCGAUUUAUGAAUGAAAUUAUUAAUAAUAACAACAAACACCCAUUUAAAAUUAUAACAAAUUGUUUUACAAGCUAAAUCAUAAAAACAAAAUAAACUUUGGCAUUCGUUCAUGUUGUUGCGGCUGUUUCUUCCACUUAAACGCUGAAUUGUCGCUGAAAUUGUGUCUAUUUUUAUGAAAAUAGAUUUUGAAAACAAGAAAUAGAUUUUGAAAAUUUUUUUAUAUUUGUUAAAUAUAUAAAGCAAAAUACAAAACAAACAAAAUUAUGCCACCGAUUAAAUAUACUGCCACUAUUGCACCCAAUACCGUCAACAUUGGUGAUAAAGUACGAAUCAAAGGAAUUUUAAUGGAUGAUGCAAAAGAAUUUUCCAUAAAUUUCGUUAAUGAAUUAUGUCGGAAUCCUGCAUUUAUAACAUACCAUUUCAAAUGGAUUUUAGAUGAAAAUGUUAUUGUUGAAAACUACAAAGAGAAUGGCGAAUGGAUCGAUCAUAAAGAGAAAAUGUUCGAUCAACUCGAUGGUACAAUAUUCGAAUUAGAAUUUGCAUUCCAAGACGGUUACAUUGAUGUUUAUAAAAUCUAUGAGAAUACGCCAAAUCGUAUUACAACAUAUGAUACAGAAUUAAAUAUAAAUGAUAUAAAAUCCUUACAAGUUUGGGGUGAUGUUAAGAAAAUUUCUGAAAUUACCUUUAAAUAUGCGUAGAAAAUUGUUAAUAAACACACACACAUGAAAAAAAUACGUUUUGGAAAUCUAACUUGGAAUGAAAAUCUCUAAAUUCAAAAUGGAUUGAAAAGCUAAAAGAAAAAAGUUAGUAGUUUUAUUUUUAUAUAUAAUUUUCCCGUUAAAGGUUUCAUAUUAGAAUCCUUUGACUUUUUAAACAAAUGCAGUAUUAAUGCUUUAAUUUUGUAUCUCGUUUUAUUUUCUUUUUUUAUAAUACAGUUUGUGAAAACAAAUGUCUUCCUUUCUUCCGUUCACCCUGACACCUCACAAAAACAAAACUAUUCAAAAUAAUGCUUUUUAUUGGCCCUCCCUAAGCAGCAUUUGCACACACAAACAAUUCGUUACUCGUUAGCACCAUUGUUAUGUCCUUAAAUGCCUUGUGUAGGGGUGACAGAAGCGCAAAACUCAGUUUUGUUUUACAAGUUUAAGCUUGGUUUAUAUUAAUGCAAAAGUUAACAUAUUAAUUAUUUACUUUUAUUGUAAGUAGAUAGAUAAUUAAAGUUUCUUUAAUUAUGCCAAAGACUUAAUUAUUAUUUACUUUAAUUAAUUUAAGUUUUCCUUAAAAAAAGCUCACAAUUAUAAUUUUUUACAAACAUUUUAACACAAAUUGUAUUAUUAGUUUUAAAUCUCAUUUCAAAAUGCAAACAAUAAAACCCCCAUUACAACAUCCCCAAACAAGUUUGUGCCUGUUCAAAUUGUUCUGUUAAGUCCUUGAAAGCAUUUCAUCGUUAUGAGAGCACUUUACACUAGUAGUUCCACCUAUCAGUCGCACAUUUUCCACAUCAUUUUUAUACUAAUCCAAGGUUUAAAGUCAUUGAAAUCAUAUUCUUUAAUUUAUUUGCUUUUUUCAAAAUUGUUCGCAUCAACAUUUUUUAUUAAUUAAUACAACUAUUAAUUUUAAUAAUUUAAAAAAGUUUUGUUUAAGUUAAAUUUAUAUUGCUUAUUUAUUCUAAUUCUUAAUUGCCUUUUUUAUUAAAAAAAAAUUUAAUAAAAUGUUUAUUUGUUAACUGUUAUUG